Messenger RNA from Impatiens glandulifera, 879 nucleotides. RefSeq names its product U-box domain-containing protein 25-like. The transcript is spliced from 2 exons. The coding region runs from base 1 to 879 and encodes 292 amino acids. The record is from RefSeq and is a predicted model, not a curated record. Lineage: Eukaryota; Viridiplantae; Streptophyta; Magnoliopsida; Ericales; Balsaminaceae.
AUGAAGGCACAGCAGCAGCAAUCGAAGCUGAAAACCGCCCCACGCCCGUUAUUUUCCUGCGGGUUGUUUCGUCAUUGUGCUCGAACCGUUCUCAGUCCAACCACUCCAUCUUCUCCAUCUCGUCCCCUUACCCAUUUCACUCCGCCGCCGCCGCCGCAGCCUCACUCAUCAAACCACCUUCCUCCGCCGCCUCCACCGCCGCCGCAAUCGGAAUCCGAAUCAUCAUCUUCUUCAAACACUUCACAGAGCUUCACACAAUGGAGAUUUCCUCUCACUAAUUCACCCGUCUUCUUCAAUUCCACAACCACCGUCUCCACCACCACCAAUUCCGACCCGAUUAACAAACCCGUUAAUUAUAACCCAAUUCCUUUGCCGGAACCGAUCCCACUUACGGAUCUUAAAGAACUCUUUUAUGUUGUCGAAAUCCAGCUCAGUUCCGGUUCAGAAUCAGACCGGUUCAAGGCUAUUCAUAUGCUCGAGCGAUCUCUUGUUCCAAAUCCUCCGGCGGUCGCCGAUGAUGACGCUCACUCUGCCUGCCCAGUUGCAGUUAUGGUGGCGGUGCUCGACUCCCUUAAAGACACACACACGCCGGCUGCCAAAUCAGCCACCAAGGUACUUUUAGCACUAUGUUUGGCGGAGGGGAAUCGGAGUGUGGCAGUAGAGAGUGGAGCGGCAGCAAGUAUAAUAGAAUCGCUAUCGGCGAUGGAGAUUCCGGCGGCGGAGAGAGCUUUAGCGGCGUUAGAACUUCUCUGUACGGUAGCAGAAGGAGCUGCAGAAGUUAGAGCCCACGCUUUAGCAGUGCCUAUAAUGGUAGAUGUAAUGGGAAAAAUAACAACAGCCAGAGGUAAAGAAUACGCGAUUAGAGCCCUGAUCGAGUAG